AUGUCUUCAUCACACGCGGCCGAAGACAACUCUUCGGACGACUUGAUGUCCAAAUAUCAACGAUUGGCCGCCAAAUACUCAAAGAUGCGGGCGCAGAUCACGGUAUUGAAGAGCGCGUACACCGAAGAGCAGACCAAAUGCCUGGACAUGAAGGACAAUGUCGUCCAAAAGGAUCAAUCGGUUCGCCGUUUGGAACAGGAGAUGGAAAGUCUGGACUUCCGGAACCAACAGUUGGCCAAACGGGUGGCCGUACUUCAGGACGAGUUGUCGCAGCAGCAGCUGAACCACAAGAAGGCCCAAAAGGGUGGUAAACAACACCACUCGUCCCACUCGACGCCCGCCCACUACACCAUCAACGGUGACAUCGAUGGCAGACACGGGAACGAUGUGUUGGAUGUGAUAAACGGCGAACUUCAGAGUAAGAUCACUGAGAAUGAGAGGCUUCACAUCCGACUCAACACCAUUGAAGCCGAUUAUCAACAAAAGAUGGCUGACCUUCAGGAACAGCUGCGGAAGACAGAGGAGCAAAACGACGAAUACAAUAAUCAAAUGACCCGAUCAUUGGCCACAAGAAGUCAGGAAAUGGAUUCCCUGCGCAAAGACAAGGACUCGUUGGAGGAGAAGUUGAAACAGUGUCUCAAAGAGUUGGACGACACGAAGACGCGGUCGCAGACUUUUGAAAAUGAAAAUAAACUGAUUGUACAAAGACUGGAGUCGCUCGAAGAGAUUGGUUCCAGUCAUCAGGAGUUGCGCGAGAAUCUACAGCGACAGCUAUCGAUUUGCGAAUCCAAACUGUCGGCAUCGGAACAGUCGGUCGAGCACUGGAUGCUUGAGUCACAGCUAUUGCAACUCAAACUGGACAGAGAGCUCAAGAAUAGGGGUCAGACGGCGGCGGCCGCCGCGACGGCCACACAAGACGUGGAUACAGUUCAAGUGCCGUCCGUCAGUACCAGUGAUAGUAACGCUCAGUUAACUCAAACGACAGGCACUGCGGCCGCGACUAUACAGACGGCGAAGACUAGCAGUUCCACGCCGUCUACGGGCAGUCAACGGAGUAUCGAAAUGUCGUGCAACGACUUCGCCGGUUCGUCGCUACAGUCGCCCACCGUUUCGGAGGACAAACUCAGUCUCAAUAGUAACGCGACGGCCGACGAAGACGUGCCACAAGUGACCGCUUAUUUACGGAACCGUAUAUCACAGCUGAUCGACGGCUUGCACGCGGCCGACAGCAAAGCCGUCGCCUAUCAUACGGAAUGUCAAUCAUUGCAGCAAAAGCUGUCCGCAUGUAAUCGGCAGCGACUGCUCACCGCUCAGGAUAUGGACACCAAAGCCGAUGAGAUGACGCAUUUGCGCGAAGAGUUGGCCACCAAUGUGUCCAAUUAUGAGCAACAGUUGUCGCUAAUGUCCGAGCAUUUGGCGAAUAUGAACGACAAACUCAGCGCACAGACCGACGAAAUCGCAUCACUUAAACAGUUCCACUCAAACAAUACUAACAACUCUUCAGUCAAAGUAUGUCUGAAGUGA
Messenger RNA from Medioppia subpectinata, 1524 nucleotides. The record is from the annotation of a GenBank genome assembly. Lineage: Eukaryota; Metazoa; Arthropoda; Arachnida; Sarcoptiformes; Oppiidae.